AUGUCCAACAACGAAACCAUCCGUGAAGCCACCCAUGCCGGCUCCUGGUACACCGACUCCAAACCCCAACUCAGCUCGCAACUCGAAGGUUGGCUCGAUGCCGUCAAGCCGCCGGUGACUUGUAUUGGGCCGGAAUCUGAGGGCGAGACGGUGGGGGAGGUGCCUGUUCCUGGGGCAAGGGUGAUUAUUGCGCCGCAUGCUGGUUAUUCGUACUCUGGACCGGCUGCUGCAUGGGCGUAUAAGGCUUGGGAUAUUUCGAAGGCCAAAAGAGUCUUCCUCCUCGGUCCCUCUCACCACUACUACCUCACCAAAGCCGCCCUCUCCCGCUGCACACAAUACGAAACUCCCCUUGGCAAUCUCCCCAUCGACCGCGAAACCACCGCCGCCCUCCACGCCACCGGCCACUUCGAAUGGAUGAGCCAAUCCGUCGACGAAGACGAGCACAGUCUCGAGAUGCACCUGCCGUACAUCUACAAAAUCCUCUCAAAAACCUUCGGCUCCAACCCCUCCACCUUCCCACCCCUAACCCCAAUAAUGAUAGGCAACACCUCCGCCUCCACCGAGUCCGCCCUCGGCCGCCUCGUCGCCCCCUACCUCGCAGACCCCACCACCGCCUUCGUCAUCUCCUCCGACUUUGCCCACUGGGGCCUCCGCUUCCGCUACACCCACUACCGCCCCACCCUGACCGACCCCUCAAGCGCCACAAACCUCUCCUCAUCCUCGAAAUCCCCCUCCUCCCCAGCAAUCCACGAGUCGAUCAAAACGGUCGAUUUCGAGUGCAUGGGCGCCUGUGAGGGCGGAAGUCAUAGGGAGUGGUUGGGUGUGCUGGAGCGUACGGGGAAUACGGUUUGCGGAAGGCAUCCGAUUGGGGUUGUGAUGGCUGCUGUGGAGGAGGUGAGAAAGGAAGGGGGUGGGAAGGAGGAUGUGGGGAGGUUUCGGUUUGUGAGGUAUGAGCGGAGUAGUGAGGUGAGGCGGGUAGGGGAUAGUAGUGUUAGUUAUGCGAGUGCUUUUGCCGUGGUGUGA
This is a messenger RNA of Zasmidium cellare ATCC 36951, 1023 nucleotides long. RefSeq lists its product as uncharacterized. Lineage: Eukaryota; Fungi; Ascomycota; Dothideomycetes; Mycosphaerellales; Mycosphaerellaceae. The record is from RefSeq and is a predicted model, not a curated record. The transcript has 4 exons. Bases 1 to 1023 code for a protein of 340 amino acids.